GCUUAGUCAAAUUUCGAAGCUCGCUUGAAUCUACUUGGGACGGCGCUUGACGGUGACCAGUAUCUGUUCCUGGUAAAUCCGUAAAUUCGCAGAGAAGUGGCUUAAAUCAAAACAACAACAAAAACCCCCUAAAAUCAAGUUGUCUCACUAACUUACCGCGGCUCGAAAUUACAUACUCUAGUGUCAACAAAAAACUAUAAAUCUUAAUUUGUGAAUGCUAUCAAAAGAUAAAAAAGUUGAAGAAAAACACCAACAAACGCGAGUGAAUAGUGCAGUGUUAAAUUAACAAAUUGGCAGCCUUGGAAUAAACUUGAAAUCAACGUCUUUUUUCAUCUGAGUUUUUUCGGCUGCAGAUCAACCAGCUUCCUUUCCGGUUAGCUGAUCUGGGUCAAGAUCAAACGGAAGGCAAACGAACUUCAGAAAAAACAUUACCGCGAUCACCUCUGUGGAGAAACCGCUACAAGCCAGAUACUGUCAACUCCUAAAAAUCUAUCAACAUGGGAUCUUUACCGCAACUCUCAAUUGUGAAAGGUGUCCAACGGGAGCUAAUACCAAAAAAAUUACACAAACUCUUCGAAUCAAACCUUGAAUCAUGCAAAAACAAAACAGCCUUAUCCUUCAUAGAAAACAUAAACCUAGACCCAACUGAAAUCGACUACACAACAUUAAAUGAAAACGCAAAUCAAAUCGCCAGGUUAAUAAUUUCGCAGGCCAAACAACAUGAACUGAAGCCCAACCAAGAUGGAGACUGGAUUGUCUCAGUUUGUAUGCAACCAACUGAAAAAUUGGUAACGAUUCUACUAGCUAUAUGGAAAUCUGGAGCAGCCUACCUGCCCAUGGAUCCAUCAUUCCCAGCGAAUCGUAUGCAGCAUAUCAGAAAAGAGGCCCAACCUUUCCUUAUUAUCUGUGAUGACGAUGUUGAUGGUCAACAAUUUGAGCCCACAAUAACUUUAACAGUUGAAGAAUGCUUCGAUAAACGAUUGGAAUUUGCAAAUAGCAACAUUGAUUCAUCUGAAUUGUUCAAUUCCACAGAGAACGAUUUGGCUAUAGUAUUAUACACAUCGGGAAGUACUGGAGUUCCAAAAGGCGUUCGACUCCCCCAUGCAGUUAUCCUUAACCGACUUCAAUGGCAAUGGAACCAGUUCCCUUAUUCUGCAACAGAAAAAACAGGAUGCUUCAAAACCGCACUGACGUUUGUGGAUUCAGUGUCGGAAAUUUGGGGGCCUUUGCUAAAUGGCAUGCGACUCAUUAUCGUUCCAAAGGCAAUUACCAAAGAUCCUGAACAACUCGUCGAUGUUCUCGAUCUAUACAAAAUUGAAAGGCUUGUCUUAGUCCCUACACUUUUACGAUCACUUCUCAUGUAUCUUUCUAUGACAACAAAACCAAAUGCGUUAAAAGGUUUAAAGUCAUGGAUCUGCUCUGGUGAACCUCUUGCGCUGUCAUUAGCAAAGGAGUUCUACCAUUACUUUGAAGAAGGCAAACAAUGUUUAUACAAUUUCUAUGGAUCAACAGAAGUAAUGGGGGACGUUACGUAUUUCGCAUGCGAGAGCUCAAAACAAUUAAACAGUUUAGAAAGGAUUCCAAUCGGGUACCCCGUAGACAACACCGUGGUCUACCUUUUGGACGCCGAAUUAAGGCCUGUUAAAACUGGAGAGAUUGGCGAAAUAUACGUGUCUGGCUUGAAUCUUGCUGAUGGCUAUGUAAACGGAAGGGAUCCACAUCGUUUCUUGAAAAACCCACUGGCAGUUGACACAGAUUAUUCACGGCUUUACCAAACUGGUGAUUUUGGGUCUUUAAACAAAGGGGUCAUUAUGUUCGAAGGACGAACUGAUUCGCAAAUCAAGAUUCGAGGCCACCGAGUGGAUUUAAGUGAAGUUGAAAAAAUUCUACUCACCAUCGAUGCGAUUGACAAGGCUAUAGUGCUAUGUUACAAUGCUGGCGAAAUCGAUCAAGCUUUACUGGCUUUCAUCACUAUGAAAAGGGGUGAGAGGUGCUACUGUGGGUUAGACAUAGAGAGCCUUCUGAAGAGCAAACUGACAGACUACAUGAUUCCACACGUAAUCGUUAUGGAAAGCAUUCCCCUGUUGGUCAACGGGAAGGUAGACAGACAGUAUUUGCUGAAGACGUAUGCCGAGUCGAAUAAUAACAACAAUAGUACAGAAAUCGAGGUGGAUUAUGCAGCAGUCCCAGAAAAUCUCAUGAACGUAGCAAGAGACCUAUUUGAAAUCGUCGGACAAGUUAUAGGCAGAUCAGCUCGCACGAAACUUUCAGUCUCCAGCAAUUUUUAUGAAAUGGGUGGAAAUUCGUUGAAUUCUAUUUACACAGUCACGCAGCUCAGGGAAAGGGGCUAUUUUAUUAGCAUUACUGAAUUUAUAGCAGCCAAAAAUUUCGGGGAAAUUCUACACCAGAUAUCUAAAACUGAAAUUACCCUACAGGAAGACAGUCAUGAUAAAUAUUUGAAAAUGCAAGCGACCCCCCUUACAAUCGAUGAUCAACAAGCAACUAUUGAUAUCAUCACAUCCAGUUUCUACGGAAAAGCCGAUCUUGAACAUUGGUUGAUAGACGAAAUUCACCCUGAAGAUUAUGCGAAUAUAUUGAAGGAAAUUUGGGAAGUCCUAGUCGAAAAAGAUCUAAGUUUCAUGAUCAGGGAUGAAAACGGUCGCCCCAUAGGAGUUGCAUUGAAUUUUGAUGCCCGCGAUGAACCCGAAGUAAACAUAGAAAGCAAAUUACAAGUGAUAUUUGAAUUUUUGGAGUACUUGGAAGGUCCAAUAAGGGACAACCAGCUUCCACCAGGUGCUAAUCAAAUAUUACACUCUUUCAUGAUGGGCACAGUUGAAGAUCUAAAUGCACAAGAAAAUGUUGCUGUGAUAAAUUUCAUGGAAGAUCAGGUCCUCAGCCUGGCGAAAAGGAAGAACUUUGCAGGCAUUUUCACAACAAAUACGAAUCCUUUAACACAGCAACUCGGCACAAAUGUAUAUAAUUAUGAGAUUCUGCUGGACUAUCAAGUCAACCAAUAUGUAUACAGUGAUAACUACAAGCCCUUCGGAGCUGCCCCUGACAGUCAACGAGCAAUUGUCCAUUGGAAGGAUAUACGGGAUAAAUGAAAGCUAGAAGCUAGUUGUAAUAUAAUAGGCACUAAAUUAUUUUUAAAUUAUAUUUAUGUAAAUAGCAUUUACAGUAUUCGAUAUGUGUUAUUAAUUUUAGAAUAAAAUACUUCGCAA
Hermetia illucens (black soldier fly) is the source of this 3221-nucleotide messenger RNA. RefSeq names its product mycosubtilin synthase subunit C (gene e). Lineage: Eukaryota; Metazoa; Arthropoda; Insecta; Diptera; Stratiomyidae. The transcript has 11 exons. The record is from RefSeq and is a predicted model, not a curated record. Bases 498 to 3104 code for a protein of 868 amino acids.